AUUCCACAAGUCAAGCGCAGCAAGCUAGACAAAUCACCAGCUUCAGUUCACAACCAAAUCACACACCAACGCCUUCUUCUCUAUUUCUCCUCCAUUUCCCUUCUUCUUCUUCUUCUUCUCCAUCCCUCCUCCGUUUGUGCAAUCUCACCGCACAAACAUGGAUUCUGAUCAUCAUCAUGAUGAACCAAACCAACAAUGGCACGCGGAAAAGAAGAGCUAUGACCUCAACAGCAAGAUCAUGCUCACCGCGAUCAUCUCGCUCUCGGUCGUUGUCCUCCUCGUCGUCCUCCUCCACAUAUACGCUCGGUACGUCCUGCGCCGCCAGGCCCGUCGCCGGGCCGCCAUCCGCGACCUCGGCCUAACCGUGGUCCACGUGCACCCUAGGGAGGAACCGCCCAAGUCUGGGCUCGACCCGCUGGUCAUUGCUUCCCUGCCCAUGUUCGUCUUCCGGCAGGCCGAGGCGCAGGACGAGGCCGUGAGCGUGACGGCAGAGGAAUGCGCGGUCUGUUUGAGCGCGUUGGAGGACGGCGAGAUGGCCAGGGAAUUGCCGAACUGCAAGCACACGUUCCACGUCGAGUGCAUCGAUAGGUGGCUGAGCUCGCACUCGACGUGCCCGAUUUGCCGCACCGAGGCCGAGCCGCGAGUCCAGCAGGAACAGCCGCCCCAGCCUCCCGUCGGGGCUGCACCCACCGCUCCGCCCCUGGAGCGCACGAGCUCCAUAUCAUCGUGCACCGAGGGCACAUCGGACGGGGCAGUUAGACCGUCAGGUAAGGUCAUCGGAUCGAGUUCACGGUUCGGUUCGUUCCGACGGAUGCUUAGCCGGGAGAGAUCAUCGAGGAGGAUGCCGUCUUGCGGGACAGAAGACGGUUUGGGAGAUAUAGAGAGGCAGUGUUGAUGAUGAUUCUAUCGGUAAUGGUUCAUCUGCCAAAAUUCAACCGAGAUUUUUUCAAAUUUUGCACUGUUGCUGCUCGUACAGCUAAAUUAAAAGUUAUACACGUGUGAUAGUUUGUCUAUAUGUUUUCUUCCUGAAACCAAACGAACUUUGAAUGACGAUGCUCGAUGACCAUGUUUCAUUGCUUGGCC
Molecule: messenger RNA, 1083 nt
Organism: Syzygium oleosum
Lineage: Eukaryota; Viridiplantae; Streptophyta; Magnoliopsida; Myrtales; Myrtaceae
Product: E3 ubiquitin-protein ligase ATL41-like
Exons: 1
Coding region: 158-895 (245 amino acids)
Source: RefSeq, a predicted model, not a curated record